CGAACCAGCAGCAUCCGCACCUCGCCUGGCCAACGCAAGCCAGCGACCAUUACCAAGCCUGUAAGAUGGGUACGAUGGGCGGCUCCGCACCACGCCUCCAAGCCUCGGCCGUUGACAGCGACGAGGGCAGUUCCGACGACGAGGUUGUCCCCCGGCCUGGUCCGACGAGCCCCCUCCGGCGAAUCUACAUCAUCGACUCUGACGACGAAGUGACGGCGACAGCCACGAGCCCAGGCCAAAGCCCUUCGGCAAAGCAAAAUGGCUCAGUAGCCUCGCCGUUUGACGAGCUAGCAUCGCAGAUGGCCAGCCGGCUCAAUAUAGGCGCUGGACAGACGAAGGACGGUUCAAUUUCAAGGACAUCUGCUGCACAUCACUCAGACGACCAACCAGAGGCUUUGUCGGAUGCCCCAUUCGCCGUGGCCACGAAACCAGGAGCAGUCGACCAGCCCGUGGAGGUCAUUGUAAUAAGCGAUAGCGACGACGAGGUGGCUCGGCCCAUUCGGCGGUCAAAGUCUCCUCAGACUCCGCAGAGCCAGGUCAAGAAACCGCCGGCAUCCCCAAUAUCGAUCAGCGACUCUGACGACGAAGACCUGGAGGAGCCUGCCGAACAUCGCAUCUUCAGCGACAAGGUCAUCGGACGCCCCCGAAGUCCAGAAACCAAACGGACCGCCGAGCAUGCCGAGGAUAUCCCAGUCGCUGCAGCAUUAGACGACAAGACCGAAAAUGGAAACGAAAGCAGCGAUUCGUAUGGGGACGAGGAGCUCAGUCGCGCAUUGAUAGGAUCGAUCAUCGUCUUCGAUGGGACUCCACGACGCACUCGCAACAUCAAGCCCCCGCUGGAUCUGCACCUGCAGGAUGAGCCUCCCAAACCGCAAGAGCCUCGAGUUGGCAUCGUUCCGAUGACACCACGGACGGGCUUGCUCGCCAAAUUCAAACGGCAACGUGAGAGCCUGGCCAUAGGUAUCUACAAGGACGCUAACUGCAAGGUCUUUGGAGACCAGCUCCCACAAGAGCCAGCGAUUGUUUGGAGCGUCAAGUUGAACACGACCGCUGGCCGGUGUCACCAGCAGAUGAAAACGUUGGACGGAAGGCACGUUUACAGUUUUUGGAUUGAGCUGUCUACCAAAGUCAUUGACGACGAAGUGAAGCUUCGAGCGACUUUGAUCCAUGAGAUGUGUCAUGCAGCGUCGUGGUAUAUCGAUCACGUCAACGAUAACCAUGGCAAAGUAUUCAAGGGAUGGGGAAACGCGGCCCAGAUGGCGUUUGCCGACAUCCAAGUGACGACUUGUCACAACUAUGAGAUAUCGUACAAAUACUGGUACGAGUGCAAGAAUGACGCUUGCAAGGCAAGAUACGGACGGCACAGCAAAUCGAUCGACUUGGAUGCAAAAGGUUGCGGGCGUUGCGGUUCGCGGCUAAAACUAUUGGAUAAGCUGAAGAGGGAUGGCACGCCCUACAAGAAGAACGGGUUCCAAGUAUUUAUGAAGGAUAACAUGAAGAAGAUUAAGACCGACAACGUUGGGGCAAGUCACAAGCAGAUCAUGGAGAUUCUGGUUGCCGAAUACCAAAAGAUGAAGGUCACCAAUGAAGCCACAGGCGCAUAAGGCUGGGACUGGGUGCUGGGGUGAAUGCACAACGCGGGAGCAACGCCGGGAGGAGAUGCGGUAAUAUAUAUAGUCAUGUCGGCGAGGGGA
Molecule: messenger RNA, 1694 nt
Organism: Polychytrium aggregatum
Lineage: Eukaryota; Fungi; Chytridiomycota; Chytridiomycetes; Polychytriales
Product: SprT-like family-domain-containing protein
Exons: 12
Coding region: 66-1604 (512 amino acids)
Cellular component (GO): nucleus
Source: RefSeq, a predicted model, not a curated record